This is a messenger RNA of Dothidotthia symphoricarpi CBS 119687, 1200 nucleotides long. Its product is annotated as NAD-dependent epimerase/dehydratase-like protein. The transcript is spliced from 2 exons. Bases 114 to 1031 code for a protein of 305 amino acids. NCBI's taxonomy places the organism in Eukaryota, Fungi, Ascomycota, Dothideomycetes, Pleosporales, Dothidotthiaceae. The record is from RefSeq and is a predicted model, not a curated record.
AGCAUUUGCAGCAGUUGAGAUAGAUUCUCAAUAUUCAAAGCCUUCAAAGCCAUCACUGCCAUUCGAUUUUCGUCCAAUUGGCUGAAUACAGUAUACGAAACCAAUCUCCAAAAAUGCCAUCAACAGGUAAACGCAUCGUCUUCACUGGAGGUUCUGGGAAGGCCGGUUUGCAUGUUUUGCCAGAACUAGUCAAACGCGGCCACCAAGUACUCAAUCUCGAUCUCGUGAAUUUUCCCGACCCAGAUGCCGGCAUCUUCACCCUCAAAACCGACUUGACAGACAGUGGUCAAGUCUUCAAUGCCUUGACAACCCACUUCAACUUUGAAGGCUACGAAGGCCCUAACGUCCCCGGUCCCCCUGAUGCGGUCAUCCAUUUCGCCGCAUAUGCGAGGAACAUGCUGGUCCCAGACAACGAAUGCUUCAGGGGAAACGCCACGUCAACGUACAAUGUCAUCGAGGCAGCUUGUAAACUAGGCGUCAAGAAGAUCAUCAUCGCCAGUAGCGAGACAACAUACGAAGUCUGCUUCGGCCAGGGCGAUCUCUCAUACACGGCCUUCCCCCUCGACGAGGACGCAGACUUGAACCCCAUGGAUACGUACGCCAUCUCAAAGCUCGUCGGCGAGCGUGUAGCCCGAGGGUUUGCCCGGAGGUUCAACGCCGACAUCUAUGCCCUGCGCAUCGGGAAUGUGAUCGAACCUCAUGAGUACGCGCGCGAUUUCCCAAAGUACGUCAACGAUCCCAAGUGCCGGAAGCGAAAUGCAUGGAGUUACAUCGACGCGAGAGAUCUAGGCCAGAUUUGCCAUCUUUGUGUGGAGAAGGACGGUUUGGGUUUCCAAGUUUUCAAUGCUACGAAUGACAGCAUCACUACAACGGUUCCUACCAAGCAGUUUUUGAAGGAGUCGUGCCCGGAUACGCCUAUUACGAGGGAGAUGGGUGAGUGGGAGGCGCCGUUGAGCAACAAGAAGAUCCGCGACGUGUUAGGGUUCAAGGAGGAGCAUGACUGGAAGAAGUACUACAACCCUGGUUCGUAGUGUGGGUGUUGUAUGGGAGCACUUUAGAUGGCAUUUUGCGGGGUUGCUCAGUGAAAUUCUUCGAUAGUUUCCGAUGUCGGAAAGCUGUUCUACUAAAGUUGUGUGCGUGCAGUGGGUUUGCUCGAAUGGCGAACACGUUGUCGGCAGUUUAUGCACUCUGUAGAAAUGG